Molecule: messenger RNA, 501 nt
Organism: Kwoniella shivajii
Lineage: Eukaryota; Fungi; Basidiomycota; Tremellomycetes; Tremellales; Cryptococcaceae
Exons: 3
Coding region: 1-501 (166 amino acids)
Source: RefSeq, a predicted model, not a curated record
AUGCUCAUCUCGACACUUGUCCCCCUUCUGCCAUUAUUCCUAUGUAGCCGUAUAAAACCUGUAUCUGCCUAUGGAGAUCCCGCCGUCACUCAAAUCUCCAUUGAGUACGAGCUCGGAGUUCGUGGUGGUUAUAAGAAUGUUCUUCAUUCGUCAGCUUCAAAUGGUGCAAUGGGAUUUCGGUGGAGUCAAAAAGAAUUAGAUGAAAAAAAGAAACAAAACUUUUAUGUUGAAUACUAUAGCUUGUGGGACGAUGAUAGCGAUGAAGAUGAUCUCGAAGAUCUAAAAGCUAAUAUUUCAUGUACGAUCGAACCGAAAGACGCUGUUGAUUCUCCCUUGACUUGGAAAUUCAGUAACCCAAAGAUAAAGUAUAUCAACAUGAUAUCCGACGUCUAUGGGGGCGAUAAGACUGCGAGUAGAAUCGUUUGUCCUUCUGAUGGGAGUGAUAACUUCAAGGCUUGGUUUGGAGAUGGAAUUGAUACUAUAAUGCGAUGGUCAUCCUGA